CGCGGGCGGGCGAAGAGGGAGGGAGCCGGCCUGGCAGUGGGGACGGUGGCCUCGAUGCUGCGUGCCCGGUCCCACUGCUGUCACUCGCGCGGACGCCCGCGGCACCCUUUCUCCCACGUUGCUAUAGCCCCGGCUCGAGGGAACCUGUUUUCUGGCCCCGCUUUGCCCGAUCCGGUUUUGUCGCGCCCCGAGUCUUCUGAAAUCUGACCCUCCCCGGGGUGCUGUGAUCCGGAGAGAAGAAACCUUACUCGCUGCAGGCUCGGGGCCCGGGCCGUGCCACACCCGCGGCGGGGCUACUAGAGUCACUCAACGUCCCUGUGCCCUUGGGCCCCUCUUUGAUACCAGGGCCCAUUCUCAUCCAACAACAGAACUCGCUGGGAAAAAAAAAAAAAAAAAAAAAAAAAAAAAAAAAAAAAAAAAAAAAAAAAAAAAAAAAAAAAAAAAAAAAAAAAAAAAAAAAAAAAAAAAAAAAAAAAAAAAAAAAAAAAAACUUUCUGCAGAUGCCCAGCCUCCCAGGUACAUAAGCAGACAACAGGAAGGAAAGCCCAAGAACCUAUGCUCCGACCGGCUUGGGAUCAUCCUGAACUAGGGAAAGGAAGGAGAGAAAGCAGGUUCAUUCUGCAGCUCAGGUGCUGGCUCUGCCAUGAUCUCCUUAGGGAAUGCAGGGAGGUGACAGUUAUCCACUCCCCACUCCUUCCUUUGCUCGGGUUUUGCCAGCAUUUUCAAAGGUUUUUCUGUCGUCGUCCAGCAGGCCCAGUGGGCUCUUCAGAAAGGCUUCCGUGCGUGGGAGGACCUUUCUGCCGAGGACAUGAAGGGAAAUGAGUUGGAGGCAGGUGUCCAGGUGCUAGGCUGGACUUGAAAUGUGCUGAGAACUUGCGCAGACAGUCAGAAACAAGGAUGGCUUAUGGAGAAGAAGGGCGAUCGGUGCCCUGCGCAUUUAAAAGUGAGACAGACACGGGGGCUGAAAUUCAGAGGAGAGCUAUAAUUGAAGUUUCCCCUUAGUACGCGUUACUCUUUUCCUUUCCCAUGAGAAGUCUCUGAAAGAGAGACCACGUAAACUGGGUAUUAGUUCAAGAUGCAUACAUGAGGAUCUUUGGGUUUCAAAGAUGAAAGAGAAAUUUGUUUUUCCUGUAUACUGUGCUUAGAAAUUUUUGUCAAAGAAAAAUAGGCAAGAAAGUAAGCCGCUUGAGGUCUACUGUAGCCUUCAAUUCACGUAUCGAAUGAUCACGUGAUAGCCAAAGUAGCUACCGAAAUUCUGACCUGUUCUUGGGAGAUUUUUGGCGACCCUGUUUAUUUGGGUAUUGUAUAAGAAUCACAAAAAUAUAUUGUCAAGCAGAAAGUCAUUCUCAAAUGGGACCUGUCUUGUUCUAUAAAUGUCCAAAGAGGAGUGCAGACUUGAUCGUAUGCUUUGUAAGACUGAUUCUUUAAAAACAAAACAAAACAACAACAACAACAACAACAAAACUAACCUAAAUCUCUUUCUUGGGUCCAGAACCCGUUCCUUCUGUUUGAUACAUACAGAUGUUUACAGCUGGUGUGGCUGCUCAGCCUUCUGUGCUUGACAAGCAAAAGUGGUGUCCAUUUCCACUGACGGUGUGUGCUGUCCCUUUCUUGACUUGAAUUUCUUCCAAUGAGCAAAUCCUGCCUUCUCCAUACCAUUCUUGAAUGUAUAUAAUGCAUUGUGAUUGGUGCCUGUCAAGCAAGUGUAUCUUGUAUUUCAGACCAUGGGGCUGUUGAUUCCCCCAAAGUUUGUGUUAAUAACACACCUUCCCUGGUUUCCAUAUCUUGUCCAAGGUCUGUUCUUUUCUGCUUUCUCCAGUUACUUCAGCUCCUCACUGACCUGCAGUUUCUCUCAUCAGUUAGGGCCGUGUUGGGUAUUUAUACCUCAGCUAUAGGCUCCGGGAUCCUGGUUUUUCUGCUAUGCUUGUAUCACUGUUCAUUUCCUACAUAUGAGUGAUAGGUCACAUGUCCCUUUGCUGAGGCUUUUCUUACAGGAGACGCUUUCUGAACAGGUGCUCAUGACAGGUCACACCCCUGGGUGGGACGUCUAAAUCAGUUGAUGAGGUUGCCGUUUGUGGCAUAAAAUCUCUGGGUCUGCUCAUUCCCAUCUUUGUGGAAUGCAUUCCUUCCUGCAUUUCCCCCACAUCCACUGCACUUUGGAUGGUAGAAAUGCAACGGAUAGCCUCUGGGUUUUCGGGAUUUUUCUUUUAUUUUCAAGUGAAGUUCUUGUGGUCCUCAGGGAUGUACUCUUUAUAGCACGAGGUCUCCAAAAUGGCAGCGCCUUGACUGUGUGGCGCUGGUCAGUUCCUUAGUUCCUUCAGAAAAGUUUUGACUCAACGUCAUGCUUUGUGAGUUUGUCUCCUGUUGGGCACCUCUCACUGUCAUCCUCAGCCUUCUCUGAAAUGGCUUUGGUAUGCCCUUCCCCCCCUUCUGUAGUUGCUUUUGGCAUGUUCCAGGUCACGGUCUGUGCUUGCCGCAGAAAUGCUUUCUGAACAGCCUGCAGCCCUGGGAGCAGGAUGGGAGUCGACAAAUGUACAUCUGGAUGGAGCAGAGCCCCAGAUGGAGAGAGGAAACCAGGAAGAGGGCCCAUGGAGAACAGCACCAGGGGCGCUGGAGCACCUUCACUGUGACCUUGAAGAGGAGCCACUGUCCCUUCAGGAGAAGUCUCAGUCUGCUCCCUGUGCUCCAGCAGUUCCUCAGGAGGGCAACACUGCAGACUGGGAAAUGGCAGCCGCACUUCUUGCAGCUGGAUCCCAGAGAAGGGAAGGUCGAGUGGAGGAAGGAGGCUGUAAUACAGUCUGCAAGAAAGGAUGAGGAGGGACUGGUAACCAUCAAGGAUGUGUCAUUGAGCUUCUCCCAGGAGGAGUGGCGGAGCCUGGAUCCUUCGCAGACAGACUUUUAUGGAGAAUAUGUCAUGCAGGAAAACUGUGGGAUUGUCGUCUCUCUGAGGUUUCCUAUUCCCAAACUGGACAUGCUUUCUCAGCCAGACGGAGGAGGAGAGCAGUGGGUACCUGACCCCCAGGACUUAGAAGGGAGGGAUAUCCUGAAGGUCACAUAUACAGGAGAUGGGAGCGAGCAUGAAGGUGACACUCCUGAAAUAGAGCCGGAACCUUCCAGGGUGUUAUCCAGUGUAUCUGAAGAUACUGUCCCCUGGAAUCCAGGGCAGGCUCGGAGCUGGGAGUCCAUGCCUAGGGGCCCCAGAGACAUGCUCCUAAGCCCACCCUUUCUUCGGGAAGACAGCUUCUCAAGCCUUCUGGGUAGUGCUGAGAUGGACUCUCUCUUAAAGCCCCAUACGUGCCCUCAGUGUGGGAAACGGUUUGUGUGGGGCUCCCAUCUCGCCAGACAUCAGCAAACACACACUGGGGAGAGGCCCUACAGCUGCCUCAAGUGUGAGAAAAGCUUCGGGAGAAGGCAUCACCUGAUUAGGCACCAGAAAACCCAUCUACGUGACAAGCCAAGCAGGUGUUCUGAGUGUGGCAAGAAUUUUCGAUGCAACUCCCAUCUGGCCAGCCACCAAAGAGUACAUGCGGAGGGCAAAUCCUACAAGGGCCAGGAGAUCGGAGAGAGUCCCGGGAAUGGGAAACAGCAGCUUGCCCCACCGGUGCCAAAGUGCCAUGUGUGCACUGAAUGCGGGAAGAGCUUUGGCCGAAGGCACCACCUCGUAAGACACUGGCUGACCCAUACUGGGGAGAAGCCCUUCCAUUGCCCUCGCUGUGAGAAGAGCUUUGGCCGCAAGCACCACCUGGACAGGCACCUGCUGACCCACCAGGGACAGAGUCCUGGGAGCAGCUGGGACACAGGGACAUCUGCCUUUUGAAAUCUGUGUUUUCUGUAGCUAUGGUCAAACCUCUCAGCCGGUUCUAUCAGCAGCCACUGCCAGAGAUGCCCCUCUCCUGGACCCUGAUGGCCAGAGCAUUUCUUACCAGUUCAAAUGAAAACAGAGUUUUUUGGACAAAAUUUUGGGAAACAGUGCAAAAAUCUGUGUGUGAUUAUUCAGCUUGAACCCACUGCCAAGAAAACAGUGGAACCAGUAGUGAUGGGUGAGGUUCGUUCUCAUUGGUUAAAGUCUAUGUUGGAGUCUUAAUAUUCAUACAUCACCCUUGUGUGCUGAUUAUUUUAUAUCCCCUUUAAAGAGGGGAUAUAAAGUGAAAGGGGCCAUGUCAGUAUAUCAAGGGCCCUGAGAACUACUGCAGUCAAAUUAGUGUCUAUUAAUGCAAUGUUUCCUAAAUUUGUUUGGCCUCAGGAUCUAUUUCAGAUUCCCACAGAACUGGUGACCCUGUGAAAUGUAUUUCUGUCAUCACUGGGUUAAAAGGCGACGAGGAAGCAAGAAAGAAACAGUGACCAGACACUCAGAACCCCGGUGUUGAUCUAUGAAAGCAUGGGGCCAGACAUUGUUGUAUAGGUCUAUCAUCCUUCCCCAUCAUUACACGUGCCUCUCACCUUUACCUCUGAAAAACAGAGUGGCCUUUCACUUUCUAUUC
This is a messenger RNA of Alexandromys fortis (reed vole), 4481 nucleotides long. It is a transcript of the gene Znf641, whose product is annotated as zinc finger protein 641. The coding region runs from base 2414 to 3817 and encodes 467 amino acids. The transcript is spliced from 6 exons. Gene Ontology annotation, biological process: regulation of DNA-templated transcription. The record is from RefSeq and is a predicted model, not a curated record. NCBI's taxonomy places the organism in Eukaryota, Metazoa, Chordata, Mammalia, Rodentia, Cricetidae.